Molecule: messenger RNA, 5205 nt
Organism: Lates calcarifer (barramundi perch)
Lineage: Eukaryota; Metazoa; Chordata; Actinopteri; Centropomidae
Gene: kcnj12a
Product: potassium inwardly rectifying channel subfamily J member 12a
Exons: 2
Coding region: 399-1700 (433 amino acids)
Biological process (GO): regulation of monoatomic ion transmembrane transport; potassium ion import across plasma membrane
Cellular component (GO): plasma membrane
Molecular function (GO): inward rectifier potassium channel activity
Source: RefSeq, a predicted model, not a curated record
ACAGCUCCUGAAAAAGAGAGAGGCAAGAGAUCAAGCAAGGAUGAAGAAAUUCAGUGAGGGUCUAUGCCUUGUGCUGAAGAUGAUGGAGUGGUUUUCUCCAGUAUUAGAGUAACACGCAAAGAAGGAACAGCUGUGGUGGCAGAUGCAGAGAAUGCCUCAGUUUGGUUAACAGGAACACUGGGAGAAAAGAUACCACCUUUUACUUCUGCAGCCUGGUGGAGGACAGGUAGAAAUAAAGGGAUUGGAUUAAAGCACAAGGCUCCCACCCAGCUCCCUGCCUAUGACUCACUAAAAUGCAGCUUAGCCAGUGAUCAAGCUGCGAGGGGCCUUGAUCACACACUGGGACUCCAGGCCUGUCCUUCUGCUCUGACCCUGCAGCUGGAGGCGCCGCUGGGAGCAUGAGUGUGGGAAGGAUCAACCGCUACAGCAUUGUGUCAUCUGAGGAAGAGGGCCUCCGCCUCACUACCAUGCAUGGCAUGAACGGCUUUGGUAAUGGCAAGAUCCACACACGCCGCAAGUGCCGCAACCGUUUUGUCAAAAAGAAUGGCCAGUGCAACGUGCAGUUUGCCAAUAUGGACGACAAGUCACAACGCUACAUGGCUGACAUCUUCACCACAUGUGUUGAUAUUCGCUGGCGAUGGAUGUUGGUAGUCUUCACGCUUGUGUUUGUUGUCUCCUGGCUGGCAUUCGGCUUAGCCUUUUGGGUCAUUGCUUUGCUGCAUGGUGAUUUAGAUAACCCAGCCGGAGAUGACAACUUCACUCCAUGUGUCCUGCAGGUCAAUGGAUUCGUGGCUGCCUUUCUAUUCUCCAUUGAAACACAGUCAACCAUAGGUUAUGGCUACCGCUGUGUGACUGAGGAGUGCCCAGUGGCUGUCUUCAUGGUGGUCUUCCAGUCCAUCGUGGGCUGCAUCAUUGACUGUUUCAUGAUUGGCGCCAUCAUGGCCAAGAUGGCGAGGCCUAAGAAGCGAGCACAAACACUGUUGUUUAGCCACAAUGCUGUCAUUGCCAUGCGGGAUGGAAAGCUGUGCCUCAUGUGGAGGGUAGGGAAUCUUCGCAAGAGCCACAUUGUAGAGGCCCACGUCAGGGCACAGCUCAUCAAACCUCGGAUCACUGAUGAGGGAGAAUAUAUUCCUCUAGACCAGAUAGACAUUAAUGUGGGCUUUGAUAAAGGCUUGGACAGGAUUUUCUUGGUUUCACCCAUCACAAUUCUCCAUGAGAUAGAUGAGGAGAGCCCCCUUUUUGGGAUCAGCAAACAGGACUUGGAGACAGCAGACUUUGAGAUUGUCGUCAUCUUGGAGGGGAUGGUUGAAGCAACCGCCAUGACCACACAGGCUCGCAGCUCCUACUUGGCCUCUGAGAUCCUCUGGGGCCACCGGUUUGAGCCAGUCUUGUUUGAGGAGAAGAACCUGUACAAGGUGGAUUACUCUCACUUUCACAAAACCUACGAGGUGCCGUCCACCCCCCGCUGCAGUGCCAAGGACAUGGUGGAGAACAAGUUCCUAGUUCCAAGCUCUAACUCCUUCUGUUACGAAAAUGAGCUGGCCUUCCUGAACCGAGAUGAUGAGGAGGAGGAUGUAGGUGGUGGGAGCAGGGCACUGGCGAACCUCAGUCCAGAUCGGAACAGCCGACAUGAGUUUGAACGCUUACAGGCCAGCAGGGCACUGGAUCAAAGGUCAUAUCGUAGAGAGUCUGAAAUAUGACCUCUACCCAUUGACCCAGGGUCAACUUCAAUAACUUUAACCAAGGGUAAUAAUGCAGAACAAUGCAAAGUGCCAUAGGAAAAGCUGACUACUGUGAAAGAUUGGUAAAGAAAUAGGACAACAAUAAAAGGGACAAUAAAAGGGAGGAAAAGGAAAAGUACACAGCUUAGAAAUUGUGGUAAGGAAUGUCUACAAUCAAGGAAAAGGCUAGAGAAAGACCUUCUUCCUUCAUGGAAACUUGAAUCUUUUUUCACAUGGUCAUUUUGAGUUGAGAGUGUUCAAUGAUAGUGCAUCAAAAAACUUAUGACAGAAUCUUAUAUUCAAAUUUUAGGUGUAAAUACAUUGCUUAGGUAAGUUAUGUUUUGUGUGCAGUAUCAGUUUCCAAAACACCUCUAAAAAAUAGAACUUGCUAUUUCAAUUUGUUCUUGGGCACAAAUAACAGUGUUACAAGGCUUCUCUUAAGCUCUCCUUGCAUUGCUGUAAUGUGCUGGACCUGCGUUCAGUGACACAUUGAAAAUUCAUGCAGUGCAAUAUUCAGAUGCAAUGAGCCAUGAUAAAACAUCUGACCAUGAGCCACUGAGAACAACAUAAUUCAACACCUUCAUUUUAGUAUUGGUGUGAUCCCAAAAUCUACCAACACAGGGGGGAAUAGGCAAAAUAAACUGCACUAUGAAGAACAUAGAGGAAAAUGCUGAACAGAAAUAAAACUGUAAACAGAAACACUGUUAUAUAAUCUUGUAAUGCCUCAUAUUUUAAUCUUGUCUUAAAAACAAAUAUCUUAUGAUCCACCAACAUCAUGAUUUGGCUGCGCUGGCCUACAAACAUUGCUAAGUAGUCAGGGAAACAAAACUAAAGCACAAAUAGUAGACAACGAAAUUCAAUAAGCAUUUUGUAGUUUCACAAAAUUUUAUUUCUGCAAGAAACAGGUUGCAAUAUCCAGGUCUGUACUGAUAAAAUUGAUGUAUUAAUAAUAGCAAUUUGUACUUCACUACCCCACUAAGAAAUGCACCUUAGAAUCUACCUUUACUUUCACAACUUGAAAAUUAAUCUAAUAAACUAAGUUUUCUUUCACCUCAUAUGGUAACUGAGAAUUAACAAACUGGCAUAAAUUGAUCACACUUAAUGUGCUUUUGUUCUCUUUAAAAAUGAAUCUAUGCAUAUUGUUACACCGUAUCAGGGGACAGAAAUCCUAUUCUGUGCGAGAUGAAAUAAUGUAAUGACAUUGCUUUAGUCAAUGCCUAAUGCUUAAGAGAACAGCCAGUGGAUAAAGAGUAGGAAUUGUGUUCAUCAAAUCUAUUUAACAAGAGUUAAAAUAUUAAUCAAAUAUAAUAAAUACACAUAAUUAAAUAUAUUCCAAAAUUUCACAUAUCACUAAAAAUUAUCCAAACGUGGACUGUUAGAAUGCAAGAAUGAGAAUUUUUGAAAUGUAAAGUUUGGGUGUUUCUCACCCAGCAAGCAUCCAUUCCAAAUGCUUUAAUGAACAAGCAUCAUAAGGGCAAAUGUGUCUGCAACACUUUGCAUUAUGGUUAUAAGGUUAGGAUUGUCCAAACAUAUUAGCCAACUUACAGUAGCUGAACCUACAUUUCUAUUCAUUUUCAUCAACAGUGAGUAAAUUUAACUGCUCUUUUUAUUGUUACUAGAAGAUCUCUGUUUCAAAUUGUACCUGGGUUACAGACUAAAGACAAGACUAAAUAUUACUGAAUGAUUAUAUGACAAGUGUAUCCUUUAAUGAGUCAGCUUCUUCUUUUUUUCCCUCCUCAUAUUGAUUCCUCUGGCAAUUACAAACAUCACACACUGUAGACAGCUAAAUUGAUUUUAGCAAUAUGCUAAUACAGCGAGUUAAGACACUGGAUCAAGGUCUGAAUGGAAGCAAUAAACACUGAAGCACACCUUUCGGAAUAAUUUUAAUAAGCGUAUUCCUAAUGAUUCUUUUAAUACACUGAAUUCUAUCAAGAUAAUAAGUGAAAGGAAUUAUGUGAGGCAAAUGACCCUACUUUUUUUUUUUUUUUUUUUUUUUAGCUUUUAUUGUACUUGUAUGCAUAUGAUUUUUCUGUGGAGAUAAACUCAGAUUUGAUACCAAAGUAAUGGAGUGUAGCUCAGACUUAAGCUUUGAAGUGAUUGUUCCCAUUGUAAUCUUCCUAAAACAGUUUGGAAUGAUCCUGAAAAAUGGGUAGUCUUAUUCCAAAAAGGUGUCUGAAUCUCCAGUUUGGCAUUAAAGAUUUACAUCAUUCCUAAAAAUACACCAUUAAUUAAAGCAAAUCCCUGAACAAUCAAAAGUCAAAACCAAAUCAACUAAAACUUUAAGUUGUAGUUAUAGAUUCAAUCAUUAGCUAUCACUAUAUACAGUAGUUUAAGAGACAAAAUGAAGAUGCAUGACAGCGUUUUUCUUUGGCAUGGACAAUAGCAUUUUUAUGAUCCCUUAUUCUAGAUACCUAGUCAAAAUUUAUCAUUCAAACCUCAACAUGUUUAUGUUGUGUCACAAAAAAAAAAAUAUUUAUCAAGUCAGUCAGUUUAUCUAUUACCUCACCAAAAUGUGGAUGUCAUGUCCCUGUGAAAUCAUUUUAGUUGACUUUCACACAUAAAAGAUUACAUAUGUGUAAAGAUGAAAACCUACAGGAUGUGGUGACAAACUCCAACAUGAAAACGAGGAGAACCAUAACAAUGGUUGUUAUGUUGGUCACAAUGACUAAUAUUUUCCUAAUAGUCAUUUAACUAGCGAUAUGCUUGACUCUGUGAUAUUUCUUGGUUAUGUGUUGCUUUUUUAGAAAACUGUAGUUUGUAGUAAAAUAUAAAGAGCAUUUUUUUUUUUUUUUUUUUUUUUUUUUUUGUUUUGUUUUUUGGCUACUAAGUAAAGCGUUCUUUGCCCAGCCCAACAUUUAUUAUGCUCAUUGCCUUCUGGGAAGGUUCUAUACACUGAUGUGUGAAGUCUCUGCACCUACUCACAAAUUUCAGUGGCAAAAAAAAAAAAAAAAAGAAAAAAGAAAAAGUGAAGCGUCAUCAGCUUCUACGCUGCAUCACUGAAAUGCAUAGCUCAAUCAUUUCUACUGAAUAUUUUUUGGAGAUUGUUUUAGCUUUGAUGUUGCCCACCUGAGCCCUUAAAAAAGCAACACAUAAAAGUUUUAGAUAAAUAGGUUUAUAGUGUAAAAAGCAUAGUAACCUUAUAAAAAUGAUAAUAGGGAGCAGUCAGGCUGAACAAACCUGCUUAUUUUUAUACAAAGUUCUUUUUGAUAGACUAUAGCAAUCAAUAUUUAUCUGUUUUUAUCAGAGUACUACAAUGAAGUCACUAUUGAGAGGCAACAAUAUGAUCCUUGUCUCCGUUUUCAAUGAUUUAUGAUUCUGUUGUUUCAUUUCAGCACAAAUACUCAUGAUUAAACUGGUAUUUCUCUUAAAGGGAUGAUUGGAAAAACCUUUGACCUCUGUAGAAGUCUUCCUAUGUCCAGCGAAAUGUCUACUGGGCUUUUGAGUUUAAUUCAAAGUCAUUUAAAUUAUUCAAUUAAAAACUAAC